Molecule: messenger RNA, 1765 nt
Organism: Dendrobium catenatum
Lineage: Eukaryota; Viridiplantae; Streptophyta; Magnoliopsida; Asparagales; Orchidaceae
Product: F-box/LRR-repeat protein At3g26922-like
Exons: 3
Coding region: 227-1720 (497 amino acids)
Molecular function (GO): protein binding
Source: RefSeq, a predicted model, not a curated record
GAAAUGAAAAUAUGGAGUUUUUUAGUGUAUAAUAGCCAUUUGGUUAUUAAAAUAUUCAGUAAAAACAUAAAGCAGAAGCAGGAACCUUUAAACAAAUUCAAGUUUGACUUGGCCUCUGCAAUGGCUUCCAAGGGAAGAAAUCAGGAAGCCAUCAAGCAGUUAAAGCUUAAAGCCAGAAGAUGAGAGGAGACUUCAUUCGCAAGUAAGGCAAGAGGAUAAAGACGCCAUGGGGAGAAGUGAGGAUAGGAUCAGUUGCUUACCUGAUUCUGUUCUUCAGAGCAUCCUGGCCAUGAUGCCUCUGAAAUCAGCAAUCAGAACUGAUGUGCUCUCUCAGAAAUGGCGAAAUCUAUGGAAAUACUCUCUCUCCACAGCUACAAAUCUGGAUUUCGGUGAGGACUUUGCACAUAAUCUAUCUGCAAAAGAGUUUGUAGAAACUGUCAAUCGAUAUCUAUUAAUGAAUGACAGUAAAAAGCUGGAGACUUUCCAUCUUUUCUUCUGCCCCUUUGAUUUGUUUGUAUCUGAUAUAGAGCGGUGGAUCAGAUUUGCAACAGGUAAAGGCGUUAGAUAUCUUGAUAUAGACUUAUCCCAAGGAUUUAGAAACCCAGUAGAUGGUGAAUUUACUGAUAGUAGAGUCCCGUUUGAGCUGCCUUCUUCUCUAUUUGAUUGUGAUUCAUUGAUUGAAUUGAGCUUAAGUCGCUGCAUUCUAAUCAGUCCUUUGAAUCUGAGAAAUUUUGGUGGCUUGCAAUCUCUCUCGAUCAGUCAUUCCAACAUCGAUACAGAGAUGCUCCAAAGCAUUCUCACUGAGUGCUCUCUUCUCGAGAUCUUGAGUCUAAGGAGCUGUCAACAUCUUGCUGUCAUUAACAUUACGGUUCCAGAUCUCAAACUGAAGAGGUUGACCAUUGGAGAUUGCUUCAUAUCUGAUUUGUUGGAGAUAGAUGCUCCAAAGCUUCAAUCUUUUCACUAUUUUGGACGAUUAUGCUCUGAAACCAACUUCACAAACAUCUCAUCAUUGGAAGAUGCUUCAAUUUAUUCGAUUGGGAGAAAUUCCGAGCUUGAUUACACAUAUUUAUUAACAGAUCUUUCACAUAUUCAGAUACUCACCUUAUGCACAGCAACUCUAGUGCAUCUGCAUCAAAAUGAAGAAAGCUUUGAUGAUGACUUAAUCGAACUACAAAACCUCCAAGAAUUACAGUUUCUCAUGACAUCAAUGAGCGACGGGUAUCUCACCUGCUUCUACACAUUCUUUUCUAUCUGUUCCUCUCCAUUCCUUGAAAAGCUUUUCAUCCGACUACCAAUACACGUUGAAGAUCGAAAUGAGGAGAAGUAUGGGGUGAGCGUGAGGCUGAAUCCAAUUGGUCUGGAUAAUUUUACCUUUGACCAUCUGAAAGUGAUCAAGGUGACAAAUUUCAAAGGAAGCACUAAUGAAAUGAGAAUGGUGAGCUUCCUCCUACAGAAAGCUGCAGUUUUGGAAACUCUGGUUUUAGUUCUUCCCUUUGUUAAGGUGGAGAAUGGUAAAGAAAGACUGGUUUUGAGGAUUCUGAGAGGGCAAGUUUUGCUGCUUCAAAAAGCAGCUCCAAGCGCUCAGAUUAUUCUCCAUGAAUUUGGAGAAGAUGAUGGCUUUAAUCCAACGCAUGUGGAGAUUUAUAAUGAUUAUAGCUGCUUGCCGAGUAUACCUUCCAUGGUUGCUGGAGAGAAGAUCAGUCAAAACUGUAAUUUUUAAUUGAAAUUUGAAAGAAUGGAUUUUUUGUUUUGGGUUCAUGUGGAA